Exophiala oligosperma is the source of this 3073-nucleotide messenger RNA. RefSeq lists its product as uncharacterized. Gene Ontology annotation, biological process: glycoprotein catabolic process; carbohydrate metabolic process. The transcript is spliced from 3 exons. Bases 102 to 2678 code for a protein of 858 amino acids. Gene Ontology annotation, molecular function: beta-mannosidase activity. The record is from RefSeq and is a predicted model, not a curated record. NCBI's taxonomy places the organism in Eukaryota, Fungi, Ascomycota, Eurotiomycetes, Chaetothyriales, Herpotrichiellaceae.
CUUGUAACAAGGAUUCCCCCCUCAAAGUCGGUCGGUGUGUGGGAAGGGUUCUUUCACAAAAUCCCCUUUCUUUUCCUCUUCUCACCACGACGCAAUAAAGGAUGGGCGAUAUCUCGAUGCCACCGAAUACUCCAUCCAUCAUGGAAGUGAUUGACCUGUCCACUGGAUGGUCGUUCAAGCAAACUGAUGAUAUCGGAGACAAUGCAUGGAAUCCGGUCAAGAAAAUUCCAUCCACUGUACACCAGGACCUCCUCGACUGCGGAAGGUUGGAGAACCCCUUCAUAGGUUUCAAUGAGACCAAAGCCGAAUGGGUAGGGCAAAAAUCUUGGACAUACCGCACUACCAUUGCUAGACCAGAUGUGUCGCCUAAGACGAAAGUUGUUCUGGCCUUUGACGGUCUCGACACGUUCGCUCAUGUCAGGCUCAACGGGAAACUCAUCCUGGAGAGUGAUAACAUGUUCUUGCCACAUCGCAUAGAUGUUACCGAAGCGAUCCAAGCAAGAUCCGACAACGAUCUAGAAAUCGAGUUCGAUUCCGCAUUUCUCAAAGCCAGAGAAAUCCGCGCCCAGCAUCCCGAGCAUAGAUUCCUUUGUUUCAAUGAUCCACCUGAUCGCUUAGCAGUGCGAAAAGCUCAGUGCCACUGGGGCUGGGAUUGGGGUCCGAUCUUGAUCUGUGCCGGUAUAUGGAAGCCGGUACGAAUUGAGAUGUACCAUGCGAGAGUCUCAGACCUCAAACUCGACAUCAACAUUUCGGACGACUACCAACUUGCGACAGUUCAUGCAACAGCAGAGAUCGAAAGAGAUUCUAGCACACCUCCUCAAUUGCUGGCUCAAUUCAACAUACUUCUUGAUGGUAAGGUGGUAUCAGCCAGCCACUGUGUAGCGGACCAAGAUGGGAAAGCUUCAAUCAAACUUCCCAUUCCGAGUCCGGAGUUGUGGAUGCCAAACGGCUACGGAAAGCAACCACUAUAUACAGUGACUGUCACAAUUGCUACUGAGGGUAUGCCACUUCAUACGACAUCUCGAAGAGUCGGCCUGCGGAAGAUCGAACUAGUACAGGACGACGAUGCUCAUGGCAAAUCAUUUUACUUCAGAGUCAAUGGUGUAGAUAUCUUCUGCGGUGGCUCCUGUUGGAUACCGACUGAUAGCUUCCUCACCAACGUAACGCCCGAGAGAUACAGGGCAUGGAUCGAGCUAAUGGUUCCCGCCAAUCAGAAGAUGAUCAGGGUUUGGGGCGGUGGUAUCUAUGAAGACGACUCAUUCUACGAUGCAUGCGACGAAUUAGGAAUAAUGGUUUGGCAAGAUUACAUGUUUGCUUGUGGAAAUUAUCCUUGCUUUCCUGCCAUUCUCGAAUCCAUCGAGGCAGAGGUUAUCGCCAAUGUUCGACGACUUCGACACCACCCCUGCCUGGCAAUAUUUGCGGGCAACAACGAAGACUACCAGGUUCAGGAGCAACUCAAUUUGACGUAUGAUUAUGAUGACAAGGACGAGAAGAACUGGCUCAAAUCAGACUUCCCGGCUCGAUACAUCUAUGAGUCACUGUUACCUCGGCUCUCCAAAGCUGAGGCUCCUUGGAUCCCAUACUGGCCUGGUUCUCCGUGGAGCCAUGGGAAGAAAAGCUUUGAUCCGACAGUUGGAGACAUGCACCAGUGGAAUGUAUGGCAUGGUAAGCAGGAAAAAUACCAGAUCUUUGAUUCACUAGGUGGACGCUUCAACUCCGAGUUCGGCAUGGAGGCAUUUCCUCACAUUGCGACGAUCAAAAGCUUUGUAGAGAAGGAUGAAGAUCUGUAUCCUCAAAGUCACGUCCUCGAUUUUCACAACAAAGCUGAUGGACAUGAGCGACGGAUAGCCACGUAUCUGGUUGAGAACGUGAGGACUUGUACCGACUUGGAGGCUUACAUUCACCUGACUCAGCUCAUCCAAUGUGAAGCUCUGAUGUUUGGUUAUCGGGGGUGGCGCAAGCAAUGGGGUGAUGGACGACACUGUGGUGGAGCACUGGUCUGGCAACUCAAUGACUGCUGGCCGACAACGAGCUGGUCGAUCGUCGAUUACUAUCUCAGAAGGAAGCCUGCUUAUUAUGCUAUGGCGCGUGUCCUGGCCCCCGUGGCGGUAGGGAUCCGCCGUGCCCACCAUGACUGGAGUGUAACACAUGCUCGAGAGCCCCAGACCCAGGCCUGGGAAUUGUGGGUGGUCAGUUCUCACCAAGAAGAAAUCGCCGCAGACGUGGAGGUUAAGUUUGUCUCAGUUCGAACGGGCCGGGAGAUCAAACCCAAGAUUACAAUGCAGGGCAUUCGCAUCGCGCCCAACGGUACAACACAUGUCUCUGACGGACAUAUCGACAAUGUGCACCAGGAACCCCACAUACUUGCUGCACGGAUUUGGGUCAAUGGGAAACUAGUGGGUCGCGAUACAGAUUGGCCGCAACCACUCAAGUAUCUACAGUUCCCGGAGCGCAAUGUCAAAGUCGACCUUGUUGGUGACGAAAUGCAUGUUACAGCAGAGAGGCCUGUCAAAUGUCUUGUCUUCGAAGAGCGGGAAGGAUGCCAUCUCAGCGACAGUGCUAUCGAUGUGGUUCCCAACGAUAAGCAGAUUGUCAAAGUAAGAGGUCUCAGGGAUGGCGAUCCUCCCUUGACCUGGACAUACUUGGGGGCUGGCGAGCAAGGCACACAUGCAGACUAGGCUAUAACGUCGAUGUCAUGAAUGCCUGGCGGGCAAUUCCCAGUGGCAGAAGGUGAGUUCCAUCAGCAUCCAAGGCUCAGACAAGUACCAUGUUGCAUGCGCUAUCACGACAUCGCCAACCAGACGGCGAAAGGCUGACACCAGCCGGGGAAAGUGCCACGUAUCGACAAUCAAUGCAUCCAGGCAGAAGCAUAUAUUCUAGAAAUCUUUAAGAAUAGCUAGAUCGAUGCAACAAGGGUGAAAAGGAAGCCGCCAGCGCAUGAUGAUGAUGAUGAUCCGGCCGGUAGUUGAAACGCCAGGCGCACCGGUAGAAUGUCGGUGUGUCUCUUUGGGACCUCAUAGCUUCACACCGGGAUAUAUCUUUUCUCCUUCGAGAGUCAUCUCACUACUCUGUC